UUGGACUUAUGGAUGAAACGUGUAGGCAAUCACUUUCCAUCUUGUUCGCGAUACCCUUUAGUUUAUUUGCCUUUGGAGCUUUAUCGGGGUUCUUCUUACGGUUCCGUCUAACACUAACAUUCUCGAGUCAUGGCGUCACACAUGGGCGACGGUGCCAAAGAAGAAUUCCUCAGAGAUUUUGGUGAACAUUACGGCUAUCCUAAGGGCCCCAAGUCCAUUGAUCAAAUUCGAGCUACUGAGUUCAAGAGAUUACAAUUUCAAGAUCUUGUCUACUUGGACCAUGCUGGGGCAACUCUAUACUCUGACCUGCAAAUGGAAUCAGUUUUCAACGAUCUCACCAGUAACGUAUAUGGAAAUCCUCAUAGCCAAAGUGACUCCAGUUCUUCAACUCUUGACAUUGUGAAGAAUGCCCGCCUGCAGGUCCUUGACUACUGCAACGCAUCACCUAAAGAAUACAAAUGUAUAUUUACCUCUGGGGCAACAGCAGCGCUGAAGCUGGUUGGAGAGGCUUUUCCGUGGAAUUGUAGCAGUAGUUUUAUGUAUACAAUGGAGAAUCAUAAUAGUGUUCUUGGGAUAAGAGAAUAUGCUCUUGGUUGUGGAGCAGCGGCUAUUGCAGUAGAUAUUGAAGAAGAUAUACAUCCUGGAAUUACAGGAGAAACACUUACUACAAAGAUGUCACUACACCAGAUUCAGAGGAGAAAUGUCGCUAGGUCAACGGAAGGAGAGUCAACAGGUGAUGUGUAUAAUUUGUUUGCCUUUCCCUCAGAGUGCAAUUUCUCUGGAUUAAGAUUUGGUCUAGACUUGGUGAACAUUAUCAAGGAAGACUCAAGCAAGAUUUUGGGAAUUUCUUCAGUUUGCAAAAAUGGGCAAUGGAUGGUCUUAAUUGAUGCUGCCAAGGGAAGUGCUACCAUGCCACCUGAUUUGUCUAAGUAUCCAGCUGAUUUUGUUGCUAUCUCAUUUUACAAGCUUUUUGGCUAUCCAACUGGUCUUGGAGCUCUCAUUGUUCGAAAUGAUGCUGCCACGCUACUGAAGAAGACUUAUUUUAGUGGAGGAACGGUUAGCGCAUCCAUUGCUGAUAUUGAUUUUGUUAAAAGAAGGGAAGGCAUUGAGGAACUGUUUGAGGAUGGAACUGUUUCAUUCUUGAGCAUAGUAUCUAUCCGCCAUGGCUUCAAAAUCCUGUCUUCUCUAACUGUAUCAGCAAUAUCAAGACAUGUAGCAUCUCUUGCCUUGUAUACAAGGAGAAUGCUUUUGGCCAUGAGGCAUGGGAAUGGAUCUAGUGUCUGCAUCCUCUACGGGCAUCAUAAUUCAAAGAAAUUGCAUCAUGAAAUGGGGUCGAUAAUUUCAUUCAACUUGAAACGGCCAGAUGGUUCUUGGUAUGGAUAUCGUGAAGUGGAAAAAUUGGCGUCACUUUCAACAAUUCAGCUAAGGACAGGAUGCUUCUGCAAUCCAGGUGCAUGUGCAAAAUACCUUGGCUUGUCUCAUUUGGAUCUCAUUUCAAAUACUGAGGCUGGCCACGUUUGUUGGGAUGAUCAUGAUAUAAUCAAUGGUAAACCUGUUGGUGCUGUAAGAGUAUCCUUUGGCUACAUGUCAACAUAUGAGGAUGCCAAGAAAUUUGUUGAUUUUGUUGCAAGUUCCUUUGUGUCACCUCAAAAUCACAUUAACCAUGGAAAUCAAAUGAAAGGCUUCUGUUUGGAGGUCAUGGGCUCAAAUUGUGGAAAUAACCUGUCUGCUUUUGGGGGUCUAGAGAAUGGUUUUGUGGAUACUGGUUAUUAUCUCAAAUCAAUUACAAUAUAUCCAAUAAAAUCAUGCGGAGGUUUCAGUGCAAGGAGUUGGCCUUUUAGCAGCAAUGGCCUCACCUAUGAUCGCCAGUGGAUUCUUAAAAGCCCAACUGGUGAAAUACUUACCCAAAAAAAGGUUCCUGAAAUGGGCUUUGUAAGCACCUUUAUAGACCUUAGUCAGGGAAUUUUGUUUGUAGAAUCUCCACGUUGCAAAGAAAGAUUGCAAAUUACACUUGAGUCAAAUGUUUAUGAGGAUGCUAUAGAGGAUAUUGAAUUAUAUGGUCAGAGAUACAAGGUAUAUAGUUAUGACAAUGAGACCAAUGCAUGGUUUACCGAAGCAAUUGGUAGAACUUGCUCUUUGUUAAAGUAUUCUAGUUUCAAUCAAGAUUUUACGUUAAAAAAAAUCAAAGGUGCAGCCACAUGUAGAGAUAUGAAGAACAAACUUAAUUUUGCCAAUGAAGCACAGUUCUUACUUGUCUCUGAAGAAAGUGUUUGUGAUCUAAACAGAAGAUUAAGCUCAGAUGUACAGAAGGGGAUAUCUGGAAGAGCAAUUGUGCAAGUUAGUGCAAGUAGGUUUCGUCCCAAUCUUGUGGUAUCUGGAGGUAGGCCUUAUGCUGAAGAUGGAUGGAGACACAUUAAGAUUGGAAAUAAGCAUUUCAGUUCGCUAGGGGGCUGUAAUCGAUGCCAGAUAAUCAACCUUGCACUAAAUUCGGGACAAGUGCAAAAGUCAAAUGAACCACUGGCAACGUUAGCAUCCUACAGGAGGGUAAAGGGAAAGAUUUUGUUUGGCAUAUUACUGAAACAUGCUACUAUUGAUGGAGAGCAGCAACAAGGUGGUGAUUCCUGGCUUCAUGUUGGGCAAGAUAUACAUCCGGAUUAAAACACAAAUACCUGCAAACUCAUCUCCUCAAACUGAAAACUUAUAGUUCAUGUUCUGUAUGGCGAUGGGUCAUGUAUUUCUCUUCUUUAUCUCGUGCAGUUCCUUAACAGGGAAUGUGAAAUAUGCUGUUAUGUGAGAAUGAACAUUGUCAAAAAACGCAUAUUCGUAAUAAGUUUUGCAAUGCUGUGUAUUGAAACUGAAAAAAAAAAAAUCAAUAAUAAAGAAUCCCAUGCUACAUGAA
Vigna unguiculata (cowpea) is the source of this 2899-nucleotide messenger RNA. It is a transcript of the gene ABA3, whose product is annotated as molybdenum cofactor sulfurase (LOS5) (ABA3). Gene Ontology annotation, molecular function: molybdenum ion binding; pyridoxal phosphate binding; molybdenum cofactor sulfurtransferase activity. The record is from RefSeq and is a predicted model, not a curated record. Lineage: Eukaryota; Viridiplantae; Streptophyta; Magnoliopsida; Fabales; Fabaceae. Gene Ontology annotation, biological process: Mo-molybdopterin cofactor biosynthetic process.